Messenger RNA from Pleuronectes platessa (European plaice), 1080 nucleotides. RefSeq names its product SRY-box transcription factor 19b (gene sox19b). NCBI's taxonomy places the organism in Eukaryota, Metazoa, Chordata, Actinopteri, Pleuronectiformes, Pleuronectidae. The transcript is spliced from 2 exons. Bases 1 to 912 code for a protein of 303 amino acids. The record is from RefSeq and is a predicted model, not a curated record. Gene Ontology annotation, molecular function: RNA polymerase II cis-regulatory region sequence-specific DNA binding; DNA-binding transcription factor activity, RNA polymerase II-specific. Gene Ontology annotation, biological process: regulation of DNA-templated transcription; cell differentiation; anatomical structure morphogenesis.
AUGUACAGCAUGAUGGAACACGAGCUGAAGCCGACCGGCCAACCCCCCUCUCACCAGACCUCACAGGGCAUGUCACCGGUCACCAUGACCGGGAACAUGGGCGGCAAUGGCAACUCUCACCCGUGCACCAAGACUGCGUGUGCACCUGGAAGCGACCCCAUGGAUAAAGUCAAGCGGCCCAUGAACGCGUUCAUGGUCUGGUCCCGGGGUCAAAGGCGCAAGAUGGCUCAAGAGAACCCGAAAAUGCACAACUCUGAGAUUAGUAAGCGACUGGGAGCUGAGUGGAAACUUCUGACCGAUGCCGAGAAGCGACCCUUCAUCGACGAGGCCAAAAGGCUCCGGGCAGUCCACAUGAAGGAGUACCCCGACUACAAGUACAAGCCACGCCGCAAGACGAAGCCCCUGUUGAAGAAGGACACUCAGGUGGGCAAGUACCCACUGUCGGCCGGAAACUUGCUGGCCGCGGCCCAAGGCCAAGGUGGUAGUCCGAGGAUGGAGAGCUACGGCUGGGGUCCAACCGGGGGGUACGCGGGCAUGCAGGGCGAGGCGCUCGGCUACACACAGCAGCUGCACCGGUACGACCUGUCAGCUCUCCAGUACCCGCCGGCCAUGACCGCGGCUCAGUCCUACAUGAACGGAGCCAACUCAUACAGCCCUAUGUCAUACGGUAGCAGUCCUCAGCAACCAAGCCCUGUCACCAUGUCAAUGGUGAAAGCAGAACCAGUGUCUCACUCGCCUCCAACUGGGACACCAAACCACCACAGAGGGCCUUUGCAGGGAGACCUCAGGGACAUGAUCAGCAUGUACAUUCCGGGGCCAGGAGGGGAUGCCGGUGACCCCACAACACAGAGGGGCUACACCAGUGUCCAGCAGCACUACCUCAACGGAACUGUCCCGCUCACACACAUCUAGGACUGUGGGAAUCAUGGGGGUGCGGGUUGAACUGAGUGAGAGAACAAGAAAUGCUCAUGAUGCACAGGUCAGUAGGUGGAGUCAAAGAGAUGACGGAUGAAGGAUGAAACGUGAAGUGAAAAACUUUCUACCUGGGUUAGUCUCACUGUUCCAGAUGUGCCUGCAGUU